GGCGGGCGCGCGCCGGGAUUGGCUGCGCGCGGCCCGGCCCCGGCGGCGCGGGUGAAAGGGCGGCCGGGCAGCGGCGGCCGCGGACAUGGCGCUGGCUGCGCUCCUGCGCUGCGGCGGCCGGCGGGCGCGGCUGCCGGGGUGGGAAACACUGUGUUCAAGAUGGUGCCUUAUAACUUCACAUAAAUUCUAUUCAUCUGUGUAUGAUCCAAAUGAAAAGACUUUUGAAAAACUGCUUAUUGCCAACAGAGGAGAGAUUGCAUGCCGAGUCAUCAAAACAUGUAAGAAGAUGGGGAUUAAAACAGUUGCCAUACACAGCGAUGUCGACGCCAAUGCUGUUCACGUGAAAAUGGCGGAUGAAGCUGUCUGUGUUGGCCCAGCUCCCACCAGCAAAAGCUACCUCAACAUGGAUGCCAUCAUGGAAGUCAUUAGGAAAACCAGGGCCCAAGCUGUACACCCAGGAUAUGGAUUUCUUUCAGAAAAUAAAGAAUUUGCUAGACGUUUGGCAUCAGAAGGUGUCACCUUCAUUGGACCUGACACACAUGCUAUUCAAGCUAUGGGAGACAAGAUUGAAAGCAAAUUGUUAGCCAAGAACGCAAAGGUCAAUACGAUCCCUGGCUUUGAUGGAGUAGUCAAGGAUGCAGAUGAAGCUGUCAGAAUUGCAAGGGAAAUUGGCUACCCUGUCAUGAUCAAGGCCUCAGCAGGUGGUGGUGGGAAAGGCAUGAGAAUCGCUUGGGAUGAUGAAGAGACCAGGGAAGGUUUUAGAUUUUCAUCUCAAGAAGCUGCUUCAAGUUUUGGUGAUGAUCGCUUACUGAUAGAAAAGUUCAUUGAUAACCCUCGUCACAUAGAAAUCCAGGUUUUGGCAGAUAAACAUGGGAAUGCCUUGUGGUUGAAUGAAAGAGAAUGCUCCAUUCAAAGGAGAAACCAGAAGGUUGUGGAGGAAGCACCAAGCACUUUUCUAGACCCUGAAACUCGAAGAGCAAUGGGAGAACAAGCAGUAGCUCUUGCCAAAGCAGUAAAGUAUUCCUCUGCUGGAACAGUGGAAUUCCUUGUAGACUCCAGUAAGAAUUUCUACUUCUUGGAAAUGAAUACUAGACUUCAGGUUGAACAUCCCGUCACAGAAUGCAUUACCGGCCUGGACUUAGUCCAAGAAAUGAUCCGUGUUGCUAAGGGUUACCCUCUCAGGCACAAACAGGCUGAUAUUCCCAUCAAUGGCUGGGCGGUUGAAUGUCGAGUUUAUGCUGAGGACCCCUACAAAUCUUUUGGCCUGCCAUCCAUUGGUAAACUGUCUCAGUAUCAGGAACCAUUGCAUGUGCCAAGUAAUCAGAGCUUUAAUUGGGGCUGUGUCCUUACAAAGCAAAGCCAUGGAAAAAGCUGUGUAAACAUUAAAGCCUCGGGGGAAGAGCAGCUACAGAAAAAAAGAUGUUUAACAGUUGAGAGGGUACGUGUUGACAGUGGUAUACAACAAGGAAGUGACAUUAGCAUUUAUUAUGAUCCCAUGAUCUCAAAACUGAUUACCUAUGGCUCUAAUAGAGCUGAAGCACUGAAAAGAAUGGAAGAGGCUUUGGACAACUACGUAAUUCGAGGUGUGGCUCACAAUAUUUCUUUACUGCGAGAAGUGAUCGUUCAUCCACGCUUUGUUCAAGGAGAUAUCAGCACUAAAUUCCUUCCUGAAGUCUAUCCUGAUGGUUUUAAAGGACACAAGUUGACAGAUCUUGAAAGAAGACAACUACUGGCAACAGCAGCAUCUUUGUAUGUGGCUGAACAACUGAGAUCACAGCGAUUUUUAGGGACUCCAAGAAUUCCUAUUGCUGAAUCAAAGAGAAGUAGCUGGGAGCUCUCUGUGCAUCUAGGAGAUGGAAUUUACCCAGUUGCAGUUUCAAAGCAUGGCUCAUCAUUUUCUGUGGAAGUUGAUGGGAUGAAACUAAAUGUGACCAGCGAGUGGAACCUGGCUUCACCCUUGUUGUCUGUCACCAUUGAUGGCACUCAGAGGACCAUACAGCGGAUUUCUCGGAAUGCCUCUGGAGAGACCAGCAUUCAGUUUCUAGGCACAGUGUACAAAUUGCAAAUACUGACGAAGGUUGCUGCGGAGCUGAGCAAGUACAUGCCAGAGAAAGCAGCAGAGGACACCUCCAGCAUUUUGCGAUCUCCUAUGCCUGGAACAGUUGUGGCAGUUUCUGUCAAGCCUGGGGACAUGGUUUCGGAAGGUCAAGAGAUUUGUGUAAUUGAAGCAAUGAAAAUGCAGAACAGUAUGAUUGCUGCUAAAACAGGCAAGGUAAAAGCUGUGCACUGCAAAGCUGGUGACACCGUUGGAGAAGAAGAUCUGCUGGUGGAACUGGAAUGAAAGGUUGCCUCCACACUGUUGAAUUAACUAAGCCUUUAUUGUUUUUAUCUGUAAAGUAACAUUAAGACAAUUCAACACAGAAAACAGACAGUACUAUGCACAAGAUUUUAUACAGGCAUAUUUACUGUAUCAGUGGUUAAGACAGCAAACACAGAUGUUAAAUCUUGGCAACAGAUCCCAGAUUUUUACUUCCAGAAAUACUUGUACAUAACCUUUGUAAUGCUUUGAUUUUUCAGGAUCAAAUAAAAUCAAUAAAAUACCAUUUCUGCUUUGAAA
This is a messenger RNA of Passer domesticus (house sparrow), 2617 nucleotides long. It is a transcript of the gene PCCA, whose product is annotated as propionyl-CoA carboxylase subunit alpha. Lineage: Eukaryota; Metazoa; Chordata; Aves; Passeriformes; Passeridae. Bases 86 to 2341 code for a protein of 751 amino acids. The transcript has 25 exons. The record is from RefSeq and is a predicted model, not a curated record. Gene Ontology annotation, cellular component: mitochondrion. Gene Ontology annotation, molecular function: metal ion binding; ATP binding; propionyl-CoA carboxylase activity.